AUGGCAGCGAUACUUCGUACCUUUAGUCGAUCCAUAGCCAUCUCCCGUUGCUUGGAAGGUGCAAGACCUACCUACCAGAGGCUCAAGUUACGAGCACCCGGCAGAGGUCUAAGAGGCCUAUCCUGUCUAAGCUCGAUGCCGGUCAUCGCGGUGGUGGCAGAUGCCUCUUCAGCCAAUGGCAAAGCUCUGCUUGAGCUACUUCCUCAAGUAUCAGAGAAGUCAACCUGCCUCGUCGGUAACUCCCUGUCCGACUUCAAGGACCUGAAGAGCCUCCCAGAUGUUGAGGUUGUUGUGCUAGCAGUGUUUGCUGCCGGAAACCCUGCCGUCAUCGCUGAUCUCUGGCCGCACAUGACAAAGCUGAGAUGGAUCCACAGCCUUGCUGCAGGGGUGGACACGCUGGUUCCGGUGCUCAACUCCCUGCCUGGUGGUCCGGACAUCCCUCUGACCAACGCCAAGGGGGCGUUCUCGAGAUCCCUGGCCGAGUACAACCUGGCGGCGAUGCUGCACUUCAAUAAGCAGAUCCCGAGGCUGCAGGGAAAUCGCUCCACAAAGACCUGGGACAAGUUCAUCAUGAAUGAGCUCCAUGGACAAACCGUGGGCUUUAUCGGCUUCGGCGAUAUCGCGCAAUGCACGGCGCGGCUGUGCAAGGCCUUUGGCAUGCGGAUCCUUGCUUGGCGAAACACGCGAGGAGCGUCCGGCGAGGAGUUGGCCGACGAAGUCUUCUAUUCCAGCGACGGAGCUGGUGCAAAGCAGGAAGUCUUCAAGCAGUCUGACUACGUGAUUUGUUCGUUGCCUGGUGGUGCGGCGACUUUCCACUGCUGCGGAGCAGAUGAGUUCAAGGCCAUGAAGCCCACCUCGAUCUUCAUCUCCAUGGGCCGAGGCUCCUGCGUGGACGAGGCUGCCCUCGUGGACUCGUUGAAAGGCGGCCACAUCGCUGGGGCAGCCCUGGACGUGUUCGAGAAGGAGCCGCUACCCGCGGAGUCUCCAGUGUGGAACUGUGAAAAUUUGCUGCUGAGUCCACAUAACGCUGACCUUACGAGCCAGUAUAUGGAGCAGACGUGGGACCUGUUCCGAAACCGGUUGGAUGAGUUCACCACUGAGGGCUUUGCGGGCUUCAAGAAUGUCGUUGACAAGUCGAAGGGCUACUAA
Messenger RNA from Symbiodinium natans, 1149 nucleotides. The record is from the annotation of a GenBank genome assembly. NCBI's taxonomy places the organism in Eukaryota, Dinophyceae, Suessiales, Symbiodiniaceae.